CCGCGGAGUGUCCUUCCUUUCCCUACAGCACCUGGUUGUGGCUGCCGAAGCGGGGGACCGGCGACCCCGGCCCAGAGUAACCCCGUCUCUCUGGUCUCCCCGUUUCCCUCGCAGCCCCCGACCGGAGACCAUGUCUUCAUCGGCCAGCCGUCGAGUGGCGCUGGUAACCGGGGGCAACAAGGGCAUCGGCUUGGCCGUCGUGCGGGCGCUGGGGCACCAGUUCUCCGGGACGGUGAUCCUCGCCGCCCGGGACCCCGGCCGGGGCCAGGCCGCCGUGCGGGCGCUGCAGGAGGAGGGCCUCAGCCCGCUCUUCCACCAGCUGGACAUCACCGACCCGCGCAGCAUCCGCACCCUCGGGGACUACCUCCGGGACACCUUCGGGGGCCUGGACGUGCUGGUCAACAACGCGGGCAUCGCCUUCAAAGUGAACGACAAGACUCCCUUCGGCAUUCAGGCGGAGGUGACGAUGAAAACCAACUUCUUUGGCACGAAGGAUGUCUGCAGUGCGCUCCUGCCACUGAUGAAGCCCCAAGGCCGCGUGGUGAACGUGUCGAGCAUAGUGAGCGUCAGGGCCCUGGGGAAGUGCAGCCCGGAGCUCCAGCAGGCCUUCCGCAGCGAGACCAUCACGGAGGAGGAGCUGGAGGGGCUCAUGAGGAAGUUCGUGGAGGACGCCAAGAACGGGGUGCACGAGCAGCGGGGCUGGCCCAACACCGCUUACGGGGUGACCAAGAUCGGCGUCACGGUCCUGUCCCGGAUCCAGGCCCGCAGGCUGGCGCGGGAGAGGGAAGGGGACGGGAUCCUGCUGAACGCCUGCUGCCCGGGCUGGGUCCGAACCGACAUGGCGGGGCCCGACGCUUCCAAGAGCCCGGAGGAAGGGGCCGAGACCCCGACGUACCUGGCCCUUCUGCCCGCCGGCGCCACCGAGCCCCACGGGCAGUUCGUCAGCGAGAAGGCGGUUCAACCCUGGUGACCCGACUCGGGGUCCCCGUCGCUUCCCUGAAUCCGCGAGAUUCCCUGUUCCCGGGGCCGGUAGGAGCCCAGAGCACGCGGCAGAUCCGUAGCGCCGUUCCGCCGCCCGCUUCCUAGAGUUCCCUCUCGCUGUCGGCUGACGCGGGGACGAUAUUCGGCCGGCUGAAAUAAAAGAAGCUGGAGAAACUGC
Tachyglossus aculeatus (Australian echidna) is the source of this 1159-nucleotide messenger RNA. RefSeq names its product carbonyl reductase [NADPH] 1-like. Gene Ontology annotation, molecular function: carbonyl reductase (NADPH) activity. NCBI's taxonomy places the organism in Eukaryota, Metazoa, Chordata, Mammalia, Monotremata, Tachyglossidae. Bases 131 to 970 code for a protein of 279 amino acids. The record is from RefSeq and is a predicted model, not a curated record. The transcript has 4 exons.